Molecule: messenger RNA, 1792 nt
Organism: Diatraea saccharalis (sugarcane borer)
Lineage: Eukaryota; Metazoa; Arthropoda; Insecta; Lepidoptera; Crambidae
Source: the annotation of a GenBank genome assembly
GUUCAAGGAAAGAGGUGAACUCGGUCGGUCACUUCAUCAAACUGAUUUAAUAUAAUAAUUUUAUUUUGUCAAAAAAAGAUUAAAUUUGUAAGUUUCUCGUUGAUUUAUUGAAUUUAGUAGUGAAUUAGUUUUAUGAAUAGGUAUUAAAGUGUCACUAUCAAGAUAAAAUAUCUCCACUUUGUCUUUCGGGUCAAAGAUAAUGAUAAAUAAAGACUGAAGUUCUACAUUAUACGAAAAUGUUUUUCUCCUUGCUGUUUAUUUCUUUGACUGUUGGAGUUUAUUCUGAUCAUUAUGAUAGAACAAACAUGUUACCAGACCGGACAACAAUAGUGCACCUUUUUGAGUGGAAAUGGAAAGAUAUAGCUGACGAAUGCGAAAGGUUUCUUGCACCUAAAGGAUAUGGUGGUGUACAAAUAUCACCUCCGUCAGAAAAUUUGAUCAUCCACAAAGAUGGCGGAAGACCAUGGUAUGAGCGUUACCAAGUCAUGUCUUAUAAACUGAUUACAAGAUCGGGAAACGCUGAAGAUUUUUUGAAUAUGACAAAAAGGUGCAACCAAGUGGGGGUUAGGAUCUAUGCGGAUGUGGUCAUCAACCAUAUGACUGGUGAUAAUCCAGAGAACAUAGGCACAGGAGGAAGCACUGCUGACUUCAAGAAUUACAGUUACCCAGCUGUGCCAUACACUAUCGAACACUUCCACUAUCCAUUCUGUUCUAUCCACGACUACAACAACGCUGCUGAGGUGAGAUCAUGCAACUUGGUCGGCCUGAAAGACUUAAACCACGGUUUGAGUUACGUGCAAACAAAAAUUGCCAAUUACCUAAACGAACUCAUAUCACUAGGAGUAGCCGGGUUUAGAGUGGACGCAGCGAAACAUAUGUGGCCGAAUGAUUUGAAAGAGAUUUACAGUAAACUCAACGAUUUAAACACCGACUUUGGUUUUAAGCCCAAAACGAGACCAUACAUUUAUCAAGAAGUCAUUUAUUACGGUCAGGAGGCAGUCACACCUAGUGAAUAUACACAUCUGGGAGACGUAACUGAAUUUAAGGUCGGAGCCGAGCUCAAGAAUGUGUUCCGAGGACGAAAUGCUCUCAAAUGGCUCGUAUCUUGGGGUGAACAAUGGUCCUUGUCUCCAAGUGAUACAGCACUCGCUUUUAUAGACAACCAUGACACUCAGAGGGACCACGAUGUAUUAACUUACAAAGAAUCGAGGCCGUACAAAGCGGCCAUAGCUUUUAUACUCGCUCACCCAUACGGUGUGACCCGCAUAAUGAGCAGUUAUUUCUUUGACAAUAAGGUACAAGGUCCACCAAUGGAUAGCAAAGAGAACCUUCUCUCUCCGACCAUCAAUGAGGAUGAUACAUGCGGUAAUGGCUGGGUCUGUGAACACCGCUGGCGGCAGAUCUACCAAAUGGUUGCAUUUAGGAACGUAGUGAAAGGCACCAGCAUUAAGAAUUGGUGGGACAAUGGCAACAAACAAAUCGCUUUCAGCAGAAAUGGAAAAGGUUUUAUAGUUUUCAACGCCGAGGGCCGAGAUUUGGUGCAAAAGUUACAGACUGGUCUUCCUCACGGUGACUACUGUGAUGUGAUAUCAGGAAAGAGAAAUGGCGACACAUGUACCGGAAUGAAAGUAUCUGUUGACGAGAAGGGAUAUGCUGACAUCCAUCUACCAGGCAACGUGGAGGAUAUGCAUUUAGCGAUACAUGUGGGAAAAGAGUCUUCUUUGCAGUUUCAUCGUGAAUAGAAAUAAGUGACCAAUUUAACUUUUUAAAGCUAGAUAUACAAUUCAACUUC